UGUGAUGUUUCUAUUUCUUAUAUGUUUGCUUAAAUAAAUAAAAUGUGAAUAUGUUUGAAAUUCUGGACAUGCAGCCAUUUUCAGCCACUACUCCGACUUACCAUGGAGGCAUCCUUGUCAAAGACCUGAACCACCUGAACACCAUUUAUUUCUGUCAUUUGUAUCUGUAGUCUCAUUCUUUCAGUCACUACCCGUGCUUAUGACCACAGGUGAGGAUGGGAUCAUAGAUCAACCACUAAAACUUCACUUUCACACUCAGCUGCUUCUUAACCAUGAGCCCCUGAAAUGAGACCCAGGAAGAGGGUGAUAGAUUGCCUGAAGCAGUUAGAACAGGACAGUGCCACUGACCGGACCCCAUACCACAGGCUAUACCCAGGGGAAUCUACACCAAGUCUGUAUGGUUUACUGAAGAUACAUAAACAGGGUGCACCUUUAAGACCGAUUGUCUGUAUGAUCAACUCAGUCACCUAUAACAUCUUAAAGUUUCUGGCUUCGAUUCUCAAUCUGUUGGUAUCUGAACACCACAUCCAGAACACCCUGGAGUUUGUUGAGAAGUCAAUGAAGCAGUGGAGGUAAUUCGUAAGAGAUUACAGGAUGACCCCAACCUCAGCAACAGGACCACUCUCAGCAUCGACCAAGUGUGUUUGAACUGUGUCUUCAUUCUACCCUGGAACACCAAGUCAUUGGUGGAUGACACCUGGGUGAAAAUCAAAUCUCAGGACGUUCCACAAUUCACUGAUCACAUUAACUUGGUGGAUCAAGACAUCAAAGGGAGGAUAUGAAAAGUGGCAGGUUAGCCUUCUUAGACUGUGAGAUUUCCAUCAGUAAUGGGGGACAUCUAAAAACUGAUGUGUACAGUAAACCUACACAUACGGAUCAGUAUUUAAGGUUUGACUCUCAUCAUCCACUGGAGCACAAACUGGGUGUCAUCAGGACGCUACAACACAGAGCGAACACCAUCCCCACUGACACAGCGGCCAGGGAGGCAGAAGAACAUCACAUCAAGAAGGCCCUGAGUAAAUGUGGUUAUCCCAGCUGGACUUUUGUCAAAGCUGGAAAGGCACCUAAAGAAAGCUCCAGCCGAUCCAGGAGAGAAGGACAACUGCUGCCUAAGCGAAAACCUGUAGUGAUCCCAUAUGUGUCAGGAGUAUCGGAGCAGUUGAGACGCAUUUUUUCUAAACACCGAGUCUCUGUGGCUUUUAAACCCCAAAACACGCUGCGCCAAAAAUCGGUCCACCCCAAGGAUCGGGUCCCCCGACACAAACAGAGUAACAUAGUGUACGCUGUUAAGUGCCAGGAGGAUUGGCAGGAUUUAUACAUCGGGGAAACCAAACAACCUCUGGCGAAGCCGAUGGCACAACACAGAAGAGCUACCUCGUCAGGCCAGGACUCUGCAGUCUAUUUACACCUACAGGCCAGUGGACACUCUUUCAAUGAUGAGGAUGUACACAUCCUGGACAGGGAGGAACGCUGGUUUGAGCGCCGAGUCAAGGAGGCCAUUUACGUGAAAAGGGAAAGACCAUCUCUGAAUCGAGGAGGGGGCCUAAGGGUACAUCUGUCACCAUCUUACAAUGCUGUGAUUGCAGCCAUUCCCCAACUCUGUGAAUGGUACUCAUGGUUAUUGAUCGGUGGUCAUGACAAUUUCCAUAUUAAUGAUCAAGGAGCUGACCUAACAGCGCAUUGUUCAUUCAGUGGGCUCGUUUUAGUCAUUGUGCAAGGGUCUGUUUACAAGGUUGUGGAAACCUGCAGUCAGCUGAGAUUGAAGAAGUCACUUGGAUCAGUGAUGAAUUGUUUCUCCCACUGAAAACGCUACGUGGAUGAUUGAUGAUUGCAUCCAUACGUUAUUUCAGAUGCUGCACCAAUCCAUCUAGCAGUAAAAAAAAAAAAAAAAAAAAAAAAAAAAAAAAAAGGAUUAUGGUAAUUACCAUGUGCCAGAAUGAGGACCCACACACCAGAUCUGCACUUUCUGGUAUCUUUUAUUUGUAAGGUUUUAUUUCCCACUUUAUCAUAGCACAAGCAGCAUUUGAGCUGCUCUUCUCUCACACAUACACACACACCCACACACACACACCCUCUGGUCCCGGCACCAACUUUAAAGGGGAGGUGUGUUUUGCUGAUGGAGAUCAGGUGUGUGUCAGCUUCCCCUAACACCACAUCCUGAAUCCACUGCUCCAGCCCUCCCCUGCAGCUGAGCCACAGACCGCACCCCACCACAUACCAAUAUUGUUAAUUAAGGGCAGCCGUGGUAUAAAUCACACUGUAUCUCAAACACCUCGAGGUGACUGUGAAUUAUCUCUUUAUAAAUGAGAUUUAAUUGAAUGAACUUCACUUGGUGAUGGUCUGAUAAAUUUGCUUAACAAACUCUACUCCACAGCAACUGAUUCUCAGUCUGAAUUGGCCACACUGCUGUUUCUAGCUGAAAAUCAUGGUAUUGGACUUAGAGGUGCUAAUUUUUAUCCACAUUGAUUCACAGUCAGCUGUAAACCGCCCUGGUGCAAGCUGCAGGUCACCACUCAGUAAGGCACAGGGUUUGAUAAUAAGUCUGCAUCUGCCUGAUGUGGUCAGGCUGAACCUGCUUCUAUCUGUGAAAUGCACAGGAUGCUAGUGGAGGACCUACCAUUUCUGGUAUUGUGUGGCAAAUGCUAAUUACGCUCCACAGUGCUGGGCAGUGAGCGUAGAGCCCACUAGAGGACGUCAGGCCCUCAGACCACCCUCAUGAAGUCUGUGAUUGUUUGGUCAUAGAAAUUCGCACCAGUGGCUUGCUAAAGGUCAUUUUGUAAGACUGCAGUGCUCAUCCUGUUCCUCCUUGGACAAAGGAGCAGACACCAGUCCUGCUGAUGGGUUAUGGACCUUCUACGGCCCUAUUUAACUCUCCUAGAGUAACUGCCUGUCUCCUGGAAUCUUCUCCAUGCUCUUGAGACUGCUGGGAAACCCAGCAAACCUUCUGCAAAUUGCAUGUAUUGAUAGACAUACUUGGGGAGUUGUACUACCUGUGCAAACUUAGUAGGGUCCAGGUAUUGCCUCAUGCAAUUAGUAGUGACACUGACCCCAGCCAAAUGUAAAACUAGUGAAAAAAAGACAGUCAGAGAAUAUGAGGAGGGAAACCUGUAAAACCAUUCAUUCAAACCAUUUGAGGGCUGUCUCAUUGUUGCCCCUUUACUGCACCAAAACAGCUGAUACUGAGUAACAACCCCCUCUGCUACUAAACUGACAAGUUCAAUAUUCUAGAAGUUUAACUGACUUGAUGUUGUAUUCUGAUUAAAAACUGUUUCUUUCUUUCUUUCUUUAUUUUUUGAGCAUUAUAGUAGUAUUCUCAUCCAGCUGUUAUGCUGAAGUCUGCAUAUGUAGAGUGUUGCAUUAACCACAGCGUGUCCUUGUGU
Messenger RNA from Pelmatolapia mariae (spotted tilapia), 3380 nucleotides. RefSeq lists its product as uncharacterized. The record is from RefSeq and is a predicted model, not a curated record. Lineage: Eukaryota; Metazoa; Chordata; Actinopteri; Cichliformes; Cichlidae. The transcript has 2 exons. The coding region runs from base 779 to 1804 and encodes 341 amino acids.